Messenger RNA from Diachasma alloeum, 13032 nucleotides. Its product is annotated as mucin-5AC. Gene Ontology annotation, cellular component: nucleus. Gene Ontology annotation, molecular function: transcription corepressor activity; protein binding. Lineage: Eukaryota; Metazoa; Arthropoda; Insecta; Hymenoptera; Braconidae. Bases 1 to 6963 code for a protein of 2320 amino acids. The transcript has 5 exons. Gene Ontology annotation, biological process: negative regulation of transcription by RNA polymerase II. The record is from RefSeq and is a predicted model, not a curated record.
AUGGAUGUGAGUUUUACGAACGUGUUGGAGGGGGCUCGCCAGUACUUUCAGGGACUGCCAGCACCAAGUACAACAACAUCAUCGGACAAUCGUAUCUACGAUGAGCAGUCAACAGUACCCCAGAGUACCCAAAAUUUAUCAACAAUUGAUUCACGCACAGAAACAAGAUACAAUGAUACAAAUAAACUCGAUACACAACGUGAUAAUAGCCAAAUUGCUGAAUCCUACUGGAGUACAAGCAAUGAAUUACGUACAAUUGAACCGUAUCCCCCCCAGCCAACGCGCGUUGAAGUGCCAGACACGAGGCCGGAUGAGAGUGGUGAGUGUGCAGGUAGUCCAGCAACAAGCCUGACAGAAAUGCAACCCCCAAGUAGACCACACUCAACAAAUCGUCAAUUGACCGAACAAUUGCAUAACAAUUCCCCCAAAUCUCACUCACCACCACCAGUCUAUCAACAAUUGUCCAGUGUUACAAGGCCUUCGUCGUAUCGUUCAACAACGGAUAUGUUGAAUUCAAAUAAUCACUCGAAUUAUCAAUCCAAUGAACGUCCACCAAGCGCCCCGGUAGCUCAGCGAACCCAGUAUUAUCCGCGGUAUCAUCAUCCAGACAUAACGAAAAGUGCACCAGCACCGUUCUCCCAGAAUUCCAUUUACCAAGCGCCAACACCACAAGCGAGUAUCAAUCCCUCCGCGACACAGCCCCCAACAAGAACCAGUCCUAUCGAGGACAAUGGACGUAAUUCUCAACAAGACUCCGCAGCCUACUCUGUACCUUCAGCAAGUACCCCGAUGUACCCAGCCGGAAACUAUCGUCCAACAACGACAAAUCGUCCAGCGGAUCCAAUGCAUUCCUCGUCAUCAACAUCUUCCAAUUCAAAUCCCUGCAGUCCCCGGCACGCACAGACGAGUCACAUUCCUUCUCCCCACAGUCAUCCUGGACACAUUCCUUCACCACAUCUGCCAGUACCAUCAGUCGUACCCCCGUCCUCAUUAUCCUCAUCACAUGCCCUGUCAGUCCAGAAUCAGCAUACUAGUCGAUUAACUCCAACCCAUCAAAAUCCAUACGCGAAUAGAGUUGCAAUACCUUACACAGGUGCUAAUCACAAUCAGCAAAUGCUACCACCCCCAUCACCAAGUUAUAGUCUUGGUACAUCGCACGAGUCUACAAGCCGUCAUGCAAGCUCACCACAGAGACAAUCACCGCACAUAGCGGUGCACACUGGCCAUCCCAUUUCCCCUCAUCAUCACACAUCCUCACCCCACAACACCACAAAUUUCCAACCCCAUUCUCCAACGUAUCCGCCACCCCCGUUACCCGCUCGUCCCUCAUCGAAUCCUUAUGGAUUACCACCGACGUCUCAGCAGCAUCGUCCGGUGUAUCCAAGUGGCUAUCCCCAGUCUUCUUAUCAUUCCUACCAAAAAACGAAUCAAGGAUAUCCUCAGACGUCGAGAUCAUACACCCAACUUCCGGUGGCCGGACCAUCACCCACGCAAUCGCCAACGCUCACCCCAACAUCAGCGAGCCCAACAAACGACGUAAACGGCAGCUAUCUGAACUCACCGAGUAAAUUAACAUACAACGGGACCGAUCCAAAAGGUGCCCCAGUCCCUGUGAGCCAGUCAAAUUCUUUCACCGGAUACAGAAUGCCGGUAAGUGCAUCGAGAAAUGCAAACACGCACAAUCUGCCAAUCACCGCUGUUUCCUCGUACCAUUCCAACCGAAAUUCGAGGGACGCUAUGGGAAAGGCUCAAGCGUUGCCGAGACAAAGGCCCGCUGCCAAUUCAAUUACAGUUCCUUCAGUUCCUACUGUACCGCGAGCCCCAGAAUUCAACCCAAUGACUUCAGCAGUUAACGAACGUCUGCCGGUGACCACAAGUGCAAGUGCUAAUUACUCGUAUUCAGGGCAGCAGAAUUACCGAGCAUAUGCUACGACAGUGGCGCCAAGUCAUCAUAGCAGCUCUUCCACAACGACCGUGACAUCGAUCGUCAAUGAUACAAGACCAACCCAGCCGUAUGCUGUGACGGUUCACUCGCGUUCGUCUUCCGAUUCCAGUCGACCACCCCCAUUUUCCCAACGUGUCGAUAGCUACAAUUACAAAGAGUAUCCCUACACUAACUCAUCGAGUCAACCCAUGUCAAGGGUGUCAUCAACUCCACCGCCUCAGGCUAAUGGGGUCCCCAUAAGGAAACGCGAAUCCCCCCUCGAUCUUUCCGUCAAAACUGUGAAGACCUCGGCGGAUUCGACCGCACGUGAUGAUCUCGAAGUAUCGGGUGAUAAGCAAGUUAGUAGUUCCAGUGUUGUAAAUUCGAGAAGAAUGCUCCCACCGACCCAACCGUGUGCGGGUUAUGCAAAUUACGAGCGGAACGCCAAUGGGCGAAGUUCCGUACCAACUCUGAGACCGGCAACCCCUCAGAUGCCGGUCUGUGCGCCAAAGGUUGACUUCCUCCCUGACUUCAACUCGACGCCGUUGAGACACCAUCACCCGAGUCAACCCAAUCAUCAACCGGAGAGUGACUUGCGGAGAACCUCAUCGCAGCAGCUAUACGUACCUCCUCAGCAUCAAAAUACGAUAUCCAACGUCCCGCUGCCUCGUAUGUCGACGUUUAAGAAGAGCUCGCUUCCAUCGACACCGUUGUACGAUGGAAAGUCAGGACUGACGUCGUACCCCGCGAUGAACGAGGCUGCGAGGCCCCCAAUGAGGUACCCAGUGGAACCAACAAGACCUCAAGGACCGAGCGCCUAUCCGUCUGAAACCAGCAAGUACUACCCUGAGAGUCGAGGCAAGUUGCCGGCGAAGAGGCCUGGGGACCCCCUCUAUAUGGCGAGCGGUAGCGGUCCCAGCAAGCACCCUCGAAUUGACCACUGGAAGUUGGCUAUUGAUAAGGAGAUCCAGCAGAGGCUCACCGCCGCGCAAAUGCUCCGUGAGCAGCAGCAAAAACGUCAAGAGAACACUCAACCGACCUCGAUGACCAACGGGACCCUGGUGACGCCCUCUUACCCUCCCAGGACUGACAACUCGGGCCGCUAUCCAUCAGCAUUCUGUGAUAAACGAAACUACUCGGAAUCUAAGGUUCCCACGGUUCUCUACACCCAACUGCACUCGAAACCGGGUUCCCAGGUACCGGGUCAUCAGCUGUCAUCAGCUCACCAGGCCGCGUAUCCACAGGGUUACCGCCAGGGCCAGCGGACCCCGUACUCACAGCCGGUCGAUCUCCCCAGCAACACUGGCGCCGACAAACGCGUCCUCAGUCUCCUUCGCAAUAGCCUCGAGAACAAGCAGCAGAGGGAAGAGCAGAUGAACAGCCAACAGCCAAUUUUGGUUAAUCACAGCCAACAGAGUUUCCAGAAUAAAGUGGUUGCGCCAGUUGAGCCCAAGACAAACAUCGGUAGACACAAUUUGUCGCCCUUCACAGCUGCAAGUUUACUGGAGCGAAAUAGUAAUACACCACCGCAUUACAAGUUUCAUGUGCCGAGGGCGGUAGACUCGAUAACUCAGGAAAUACCGAGGAGUCUGUAUGGAUCGCGUGUUAACUCGUCAGCAACAUUGCCCGCAGGUAAGGAAGCGUUGCUCGGUCCACGGGAUGAAAAUCAGAUUCAUCGGGAUAAGGAUGACAGUCUGGCCGCCAUGAUUGCGGCCAAAAUCCGUACUAAAGCGGAAUUGAAACAGGUCGGUACGGGUCAGCUGUCCUCCAAGUCAGUGUUGGGACUCUCCCAGGAGCCCCAUGAUCUGGAGCGUGCGGCAUCCACGUCGACACCGCAAUCGGUGGCUUCGUCCGCCGGAAGUCCUCCGAAGCUUACGCGUGAGAAGACGCCGUGUCUGCCAUCACGGAGGAGAUUAUUCUCAAGGUCGGAUGAGGAUAAUCUUCCUGUCGCCGCGACGAUACCGACACCGGCCUCCAUUACACCAGCGGCCUCUGUCGUAUCGAGAAACAGUGGCUUCCGCAGUUCCUCCGAGACUUCGGUCUUCGAUUUCCGGGAGAGUGACUCCGAGACGGAAAUGCCUGUGCUCGAGAGACAGACUUUGGAAGAAAUGCGUCGUGAUCGCAAGCAACUGUCCAAGGUCCAGCCGCCGGUGCCUCUCAACGACACAAUGUGCUUGGGAAUAGGGUCAUCCGAUCUCGUGAAGAUCGAGUUGAAGGAGAAUGAUAAGAUUACCGAACUCGACCCAUUUUGGACGACGACCUGUGAUAAGUUUAUGGAGCAGUUGAGAACAGGAGAGAAUAGUAAGAAAAGGGGUAGGAGGAAGAAAGUGGGUGAGCCUGAAGACGAUAGUAGAGAGGGGCAUUCCCGUGAGAUUGAAAUCAAACCGGAGAACAUUAAGAAAGAGAUUAACGACGAUGAGUCGGUAAGUACAAAGCCUGAUAAAGACGUUAAAGAGACUGAAUCGACGAAAACUGAGUCUGAAAGUUCCUUCAAGCCUGAUGCAUCAAUUAAAAAAGAACAAGUGGAAGAGCCGGAGGUGCCUGAGGAGGAGGGCUCUGAUAAUGACUCAGACGAGCUUCCCCUCAUCAAGCGCGCCUCAAAGAAGAAGAAAACGGAAGACAGCGAUGACGACGACAUCAUCCCUAACAAGCGAUCGAUGAGACGGGGGAGUAGAAUCAAACUCGCGUCGUCCAGCGAGAGUUCGUCAUCGAGUGGAGAGGACAGUGACGGAAGUAACGAGUUCGGUGGAACAUCAGUAGCCCAUCGAUUACGUAAUCGCAAACGAUCGGGUGUGGGUGAAGCUGAAGGGAUGAAACUGAGGUCUCGAGAGAUGGGGCCUCAGAAGACGAAGGAUAAAGACAGUAAGUCACCAAAAUCGAAUUCUGUCCAGAAGCCCAAGCCAAAGCCACUCUUCGGAGAUGGAAGUGACUUCAGACCUGGCUGGGAAGAAGAAGUCUACGUCUACAAGAAGUCCCUGCGCAUGCCGCCGCGUUUGAUCAACGUCUCCAAGCCUUCAAGAUUCCACCGUCUGUCGACUUCCCUCCCUGAUCUAGAUCCUGGCUCCCCGGCGUUGUCUGUCUCCAUGGACAGCAGUGACGUCUGCUUGCAAAAACGGUCCAACGACAGUGACGUGGAGUCCAACUACAGUUUCAGUGCUGGACUCAGUAAGAUCGAUGAUGAGGAAGCUACGUCAUCAACGACGAUGUCCGUCCCCUCGAAAACCAACACCCGGGCGAGGCGAUCAGAGUCGAACUCGAUCGUCGAUCUCCUCGCUCGGAAGGUCGGAGGUAAUAAGAAAGAUCAGAAGAAGAAGUCGAAGGAUCUGAAAUCAGGCAGCAAGAUCCUGCCGAAAGGCAGUAAUGAGCCUGAGUUGCUACCGACGCCCAGCCUGACCCCUCUGAUCGGAAAUGAGACACCGAAAACUCCAGGCAAGUCCCCCGCCAAGAAUAACAAGUCCGUCAAGCCCAUCAACGUCACGGACUCGUAUCUCCUCGGCUACUUCCGGAAAGAGACAGUCAACAACUUCCGGGAUACCUUCAAGAACAACUACGCACUGCCUAACGAAUUUUCAACCUUCGUUCUGAAGACGAGGACAAGAACUGAGACGCGGGUACUGAAGAAGCAGGCGACGAUCAGGGAAGUCUUCGGAGAGGACAGACCAGCUUCAGCGCCACCCAUGCAGAACCAUGCGGGUGACACGUCUCAGGACGACGACUCACAGACUGAAACUAAAGAAAGUAUAUUAGGUAGAACGAAGACGUUGAAACAGAAGGUGGUGUCCAGGCUGAGGAAUGUGGGGAUUCUCAGGAGUCACAAAGCGGUUAUGAAUUCCAAGCGGCAUCUGCUGACGGUCCAGAGGCGGAAUCUCAUGAAGUCACUAGCUGAGAAGAAGAUCAAGAAUAUCAAGAAGGAGGUGAAGGAGGAACCCGUGGAGGACGGCGAGCCCGAGGAGGAGGUGAACGAGGGUAAUAACGAAGGCGUAGAGGCCCAGGGGAAGAAGAAGCUGAAGCUCAGGACGGGGAGGAGAAAAUUCCGGUCGGGAUUCGAUUACAUUAGGAAGAAAAAGAAACCGCUGAAGAAGGAGGAGGGAGCGCCCAAGGAGAGAAAACGACAACCACCGGUGAGACCGAAUGCUGAAUGUGUAGCCGACAUUCAAGCGGAAAUCAGAACGUGGGUUAUAAAGAAAGGGGUGGGAGAAACAGUUCUACACCGUGCAGCUAGACUCGGAUACACGGAUGUGGCUGCUUACUGCUUGGAGAAACUGAACAGCCCACCCAGUCCCAAGGACAAUGCGGGCUAUACACCACUUCAUGAGGCUUGCUCCAGGGGUCACCUCCAGAUUGCCAAACUUUUGCUUGCGUAUGGGGCUAAUGUGAGUGAGAGUGCGAACGGUGGAAUAAGACCACUCCACGAAGCAGCGGAAAAUGGUGCUACUGAACUCGUUCGACUUCUUCUGUCGUACGGUGCUGAUCCGGUGCUGGCAACUUACUCCGGGCAAACACCCCUCAUGCUGGCGGUUGACACUGACGCUUAUCCAAUUAUCGAACAACACUUGGACGACGUUCAAGGUCGCUCAAGCACUCCAUGGAGCUUCUCCGGUCCCUCUUCCAUAUUCGACGACGAAGAAACCGGUUACGAUGCCCUCCUGGAGGCGCCUUCGCCGACCCCGGAGCCCGAGCCCGAGGAACUCGAGGUCGAGAUGAGCGAGGUGAACCUCCCUGUGCUGUUCACCCUGACCAACGAUCCCGACAAGUGGGUCCUCCUCCAGGAUUUAAUGUCCGCAGUGCGGGUGAAGAGCCGUGACGCCCUUCUUCGUCAGAUAAAUCCAAAAGCACCAUCAGGACCACCAGUGGUAGCUCAUCGUGAGGUUAUGAGAGAAUUAAAACUUCAUGAUUUUCUCGAGCAGUCCAGGUGCUGCCACCUGUUGAGCGCCGGUGAACGAAUUAAUGUUCGUGCAUCGAAGGUAACACUUAUUAAGUACAAUGAUAAGGUCAGGUCACUGUUGAAUGUUGAGAGAGUUGUUAUCAAUCUGAGGUGACAUGAGGCGCCGCUGGAGAGCACCUGCGGUUAUCAUUGUGAUAACAGCGGGGAUGGGGUAUCAACUCUCCAGUCAGCGCCGUCUACGUCUGUUAAUUCUAAGACUAGUGGUAAGAAGGAAGGGAAGAGUGGGAAGGCAACGAAACGAGAGAGACCGAGGAAAAAAAAUUUGGUGGGGGGGAAAAAUUGAGGCAAUUGAAGUGGAGAAAAGUGUUAGCUUUGAGGGUGGAGGGGGAAGAACGGGAUGUGUCCGAUCUAAAAAGACACUGGCGAACUCUGACAAACGUCUAGUUUCGGAAAUAUGGGGGAAAUAGAGGGCGACUAAUUUUGGUGAAAUUUUGGUCAAAAAUGUUUUUUUUUUGUAUGUUGGAGAGGAUCGGAGAUGAAUGGGUCGUCACAGGGUGUUUUUCAGCAGAAAUUUCCCGGGCUAUGCAAUGGGGUCAUGGUUAACCACAUGCAAAUUAUUUGAUCAAAAACAAAAUGGCGAUUUUGAAAAUUUCGACAAUAAUUUUUUUCGUAAAAUUGAUUUCUUCCUCUGAUACGUAAAAGAACAGGAAAUUUCCGAUCCAAAAAAUGCUUGGCAACCUCUGGCACCCACUUAGUUGCUGAGAUGUAGCGAGAACAAAUUUCGACCAAUUUUGGUGAAAUUUUCGUCAAAAAUGUUUUGUCGCAUAUCUCGAAAAGUAUUGAAGCUACAGGGGUCGUCAGCCGAGUUUUCCAGCGGAAAUCUUUCGGGAUAUGCAAUGGGGGCAUGGUUAAUCACAUCCAAAUUAUUCGACAAAAAACACAAUGGCGAUUUUAAAUUUCGACAUUGAUUUCUUCCGUAAAAUUCAUUUCUUCCUUUUAUACGUAAGGUAACGGCAAAUUUCGAAUACAAAAAGACUGGGAACUCCAGGCAUUUGUUUAGUUGCCAUGACAUAACGUGAACAAAUUUCAACCAAUUUUGGUAAAAUUUCUGGCAAAAAAUCGGAGAAACCGAAAGAAUCUCUUUUUCUGGACAAUGAAAGAACGAAAAAUUUCCAAUCCAAAAAGAGGCUGGCGAGCUCUGACAUCCGCUUAGUUUCCGAAAUUUAACAAAAACAAAUUUCGACCAAUUUUUUGGUAAAAUUUAGGUUAAAAAAUUGACUAAAUCGAACAAAUUUCGCCUUCUGGAACAUGAAAGAACGGGAAAUUUCCGAUCCAAAGAGAGGCGGACGACCUCUGGCAGCGUUCGCCCAAAUUUCGACCAAACUUGCAAAAAUUUUGAUCAAAAAUUUGUUCUCUCAUAUCUCGAGAACUAUUGGAGCUACAGGGGUCGUCAUAUAGAGUUUUCCAACGGAAGUUUCCCUGGCUUGCCAAUGGGGUCAUUAUCGACCCCCUCCCGAGAAUUCCUCCAACACUAAAAAUCGAAAAAGUCAACUUUAACUCCCACAAAGCCUCAAAUCUCUCUCCUUUCGAAUGAUUCUUCCAAAGAGACUCGAAACAAUUGCAAUAACCAGAAUUAUCAAGAGGGAAAUGAAAACUAAGCAGCGACCUGUGACAUUAAAUUAGUUGAACCAUUAUCCAAGUGUAAUAAUUCUAGAUAAUAUUUUAUUAAAUAAAACUGCCGUCUCACAGCGGAGGAUUAAGGAAUUUUAAAUCUUAACGACACGCUUUUAAUAGAUGAAAAAACUGCCGCUAUGACAAUAGUACGUGCGUACGUCUUCGUGAAAGGAAUUUGCGUUUUCUACAAAUUCACGUGAAUAAUUAUCAUUAGCAAAUGCAAUUAGUUAGUUCCUUUAAUUUGUUGAGUGUUGUUUAAGGCCAGAGGUUACGUAAUUCUCUUGUUUGGUAAGGGGAAUUAUUGAAUUUGUUAAUUGAGUAAUGAAUUAAUUGGAAUGAAGAUGAUGAGACAAUUCAUUUUGCAAUUCAGUUGUGAGAGAUAUCGGUUUUUUGAGAAUAUCUUGAAAUCUAUGGGAGAUAUCGAAAUUUUUGUUAUAAACUUUUUUGUAGAGGAUUUCAAGGGCUUCAAAAAAGGUUCGGGUGAUGAUUUCGAUACUUUUGAUGGAUCUCAAGAUAUUUGUGAACAACUGAACAAGGAAAAUGGAAUAACUCCAUAAAAUCAUAAAUUAGAAAAUUUUUUGGACUUUAGAUUUUGUUCAAUAUCUGGAAAUCUAGCAGAGAUAUCGACAUCAUCAUUAGGAGCUUUUUUAUAGCACUUGAAAUUCCCUACAAAACGUUCCGAUCGAAAAUUUCGGUAUCUCCCUUCAAUGCCGAGAUAUUCUCAAAAAACCAAUUCAUCCUAAACUGAGAAAUUCUAAAUUUCGUAAUAAUUUCUUUUUUCAUUCACUCUUCUUUCAUUAUUAAUGAACUAAUUAAUUAAUUAUGUCAAUUCUGAAAAUUUAAUGAAGUCCUAAAAUAUUAUUCCAGACAUGAGACGUUGAUUGACGUUUGCCAACUGUUUUAAUCAUAUUAUUAAUGAAAAUGUUACCACACGAUUAUUAUUUAUGUUUAUUUCUACGAAUCAUGAGUUGUCUAGGUAUAGCAUUUAAUUGUUUAUCAUGAGUUUAAUGGGUAAUGUAAAUACUGAGUUAUUGAUUUAUUAUGUGGUACGAGAUGUUUUUAGUGUUGGCAAGUGCAAUUGAAUGAUUCUCAGUUUACUAUUUUUUUUUAUGAAAAGAAAAAAUGGCGUUUUCACGAGGAGGGGGUCGUGCUGAGGGGUUCAUAGUUUUUUCAUUCGAUAGCCAGGACAAUUUCCGAUCUCAACCCCUACAAUUGAAUCCAUUUUGUCCCACUAGUUUUUGAGACAUUCGAUGUCGCAAUUACUGACCCCUGAAUUGUUUUCUAAUGGGUUUUCGAAGAAUGGGUGGGGCAAAAUGGGUUCAAUUGUAGGGGGUGGAAUUGACAAUUUUCCUGGCUUCAAAAUGAGAUAUGACUGGACCCUCUGGGUGAUUUAGUUCUCGAAAUAUUGAGGGAAAUGUGACGACGGAUUUAUGAUUCAUUUCGUACUUUGAUGAAAUUGGAGGAUUUUAUUUCCUUUCUGUGGAAAAUACUCUUGGGGAUGGGAUGCGACUGGAGAUGUUAUCGAUCAAAAUUCUUUAGUCAAAUUAUCCGUCAUCUCUGUGCAAUAACGGAUUGAAAGCUGAUUUCAAGUGAUUUAGAGUGAUUGAGGGGCGGAGUAGGAGGAUUGGAUCAGUUUUUGAGAGGAAAUACCAGGAAAAACGACUGCUUGGAAUAAUUAGGGUCAUUUGACCUUCGAAACUAUUUGACCCUCAACUCCAAACAUCCGUAAGGGACGUUUAACCCCCAAGAUAAUUUGACCCUCAACACAAAAUACAAAAAAAUAAUCUGAGAAUUUUGUUGAAUAAUCAUUUUUCUCAGUGUCUUAUUUUGCACAAUUCAAGAAAUUUUUUAUUGGUAUUUUUGUUGAGGGUCAAACGACCCUCGAAGAAGCUUGGAAUUGAGACACAAAUUGAGUUUUAACCCCAAAGGUUUUCAAGGGUUGUUUAAACCUCAAACUCAUUUGACCCACAACCCAAAAUACAACAAAAAAUUUAAAUUGUGUGAAAUAAUCAUUUCCCUAGUGGUUUAUUCCUCACAAUUUAGGAAAUUUUCUAUUUAUGUUUUAGUUCAGGGUCAAAUGACCCUUGAAAACGUUUGGAAUUGAGGGUCAAAUUAACCUUAAACUCCAAACGUUUUUAAGGGUUGCUUAAACCUCAAAACCCUUCGACCCUCAACUCCAAAUAUCCGUAAGGGUCGUUUGACCCCCAAGAUGAUUUGACCCUCAACCCAAAAUACAAGAAAAAAUCUGAAUUGUCUCAAAUAAAUAUUUUCCGUUUUAUUUUGCACAAUUCAAUAGAUUUUUUAAUUAUGUUUUUGCUGUGAGUCAAAUGACCCUUGGAAACUGUUGGAAUUGAGGGUCAAAUUGACCCUUAACUCCAAACGCUCUUAAGGUUCGUUUGACCCCAAAUUCAAAAAUGUUUUUAUUCAUGUUUUUGCUAAGGGUCCAAUGAGCCUUGGAAACGAUUGACUCUCAACCCAAAAUACAAAAAAAUCAUCGAGGGUCAAAUUGGCCCUCAACUCCAAACAUUCAUAAGGGUCAUUUGACCCUCAAGACCAUUUGAUCUUCAACUCAAAGUACAACAAAAAAUUUGAAUUGUGUGAAAUAAUCAUUUUCCCUAGUGGUUUAUUCUGCACAAUUCAGGAAAUUUUUUAUUUAUGCUUUAGUUCAGGGUCAAAUGAAUUGAGGAUCAAAUUGACCCUCAACUCCAAACGUUCUUGAGGGUCAUUUGAUCCUCAAGACCAUUUAACCCUCAACUCCAAACAUCUGUAAGGGUCAUGUGAUCCUCAAAAUCAUUUAACCCACAACCCAAACUACACGAAAAAAUCUGAAUUGUGUUAAAUAAUUUUCAUUUGUUUUUUUUUAGGAUCAAAUGGCCCGUGAAGAAGUUUGGAAUUGAGGGUCAAAUUGACCCCCACUCCAAACAUCCGUAAGGGUCGUUUGACCCUCAAGAGUUAUCUUAAUAAUUUUCAUUAAUGUUUUUGUUGAGGGUCAAACGACCCUUGAAGAGGUUUGAAAUUGAGGGUCAAAUUGACCCUCACUCCAACCAUUCUUAAAAGUCGUUUGAUCCUCAAAGACCAUUUGACCCUCAACCAAAAACGAAAAAAAACGUUACCCGAAUUGUACUAGACAGUCUAUUUUCUUCGUUUUGCUACAAAAACUGAUUCUCUACCCCAAAAUCAACAAAUCUCUCAUUUUCAAUAAUGUCAACAAAAGAGUAAAAAUCAAAAAUCGUACUUACGUCAUUUUUCACAGUCUUCUGGGCAAAAUUGACUCGCAAUAACAAAAAAAAAAAACAAUUCAAUCCGCUGAUUAGCGAAAAUGAAAAUGAAUUUCCUCUAAAAAAUAAUGAACCGGAGGAAUUACCUAAACUAAAUUGAACGAUAAUAUUAAGUACUCAAUCUCUUCUUCUAAUACGAAAGAAAGAAAUAUAAGAAAAAUCCUGCGUAUAAUUAAUGAAUUAAGAACUCCUGUAAUUAAAUUCAUCUGAAUGUUUAGUUGAUUGUAUCCUAGGCUAUUAUCCUGAUAAAUAAAUAAUUCAAUCGAUAUAAUCAGUCUCAGGGAAGUAAAUCUACGUUUAAACGAAAUAAUUCAACUGAAUAAUUAAUCGAUAAAAAAAUACAUUAAUUAUCGAUUUAUGGUAAUUGACGACAAUUAUGUAUGUAACAUGUACAUGUGUAGAAUAGUCCAACUUACUGUAUAUGUAUAAAAAAAUACUGAGUUAAUUGAUUAGUUGAUUAAGAACAAAUAAUGCAAAAUGAGAUGAUUAGAGAUGAGAGAAAAAUUGCAUGAUAACUAUCUGAUAAUUGGGAGAUGAAUCAGUAAAAAAUGUAAAUAAUUAUUUUACGAUGAGUGAAAAAAAAAACAUUGACACGAGAACAAAAAAUUAAUGAAUCAUUAACUUUGAGAUACGUUCCAACUCGAUAAUUAACAAAUUAAUGUACGUUGGUAAGAUUAAUUGGUUAAGGUAUGAUCUAAGAAAAGCAGAAACAAAAUGCUUCUGUAUUUUUAAGAGGGAGGUAAUUAUAAAGUGUACGUAGAAAUCGCUGAUUAAACGUGUAAUUUAAUGUAGUUGAAUGUAAUUUUCGUGUGAACAUGGGAGUCACUCUUGUAUGUACAUAAAUGAAAGUUACUACGUGCUAUACCAUUAAUUCGCUUUUUUAAUGUACGAUAUUGGUAAGUGAGGAGUCGAUGUAAAUUUUUUUUUUCUCUUCUCUCGAUAUUUGUAUUUAGGUGAGUCGAGGGGAGAUGUUAGUUGAAGAGAUCUUUCAAAUGUGUUAAUGCUAAUGCUUCGUGAUGUCGAGGUGAUGAUUCGCGGGAUUAUGUAUAGAGUGAAAAUAUAUAUUAUAUAUUUGAGUUUGAAUUUUUUGGAUUUUCUGGUGAGGGCUCGUGGGCUCUGACACUCGGGAACUCGAGGGAACUUUGGCAUGAUUUUUUUUAUGAGGUGUGUGGAGUCGGCACUCUGUGAUUUGUAGAAAUGGAUUAUAUGGAAUUCAAAGCAAUUAUCGUUUUCACUCUACUGUCUAUUCGAAUAAAAUCAUGAGGAUUCAA